AUGUCGCGUUCAACUCCUCUCAAACUCCUGGACCUACCGCCUGAAAUCAUUCACAGCUGCCUGCUUCUUUUGUCUCUUAACGACCUAGCACACUGUCUACACACAGGCAACCGCCACCUCACACAAAUCAUGUCGACCUCCCUCGACAUUCGUUAUCGCGUCGAGCAAGAAUUCGCCGGCGUUGAAGAGAAUCCGGAUUUCCCGGGCUUUGCUCUACUCCCUCUUGAUGCGCGGCUGCAGGCACUUCGCGAGAGAGAGCGCCGCUGGCGGGAAUUCGCUCCUGUGGCGCGAUACUCAAUCGAAUAUCCUCCAUUCUCUGGGGUGGCUCGUCUGUGCAGGAAAGAUUGUGCGCUGUGGCUCUUUACUGUGGGUGAUGACGACGACCAUUUUCUGGUGCUGUCUCACACACUCUUCGCUGUGGAUCUGGCGCUCGGCGCCCAGCCCGCCCAAUGGCGGACCGUUUUUACGGGAUCAACCUUCAUCGAAUUUAUAUCACUGCAAGAGCACGACUUACUUGUUAUCGUUGCAAUAACACCUUGUGACGACCACAACUCGCGGGUAUCGAUGGACGCUCUCAUUCUAACGCUUUCCAGCAGCACACCCCAUCCUCUUGCGGCGGAGCCUAAAAUUCACUUGGGUAUUAGAAAGGCACUAGAUUUUCCCACCCUGAACGUUGAUAUCGACGUUGCUGGGGAUCUCCUCGUGAUUUCCACUGUGAAAUGGUUCGGAAGACCGCUCGAUCACGAUUCAUUGCGUGUGUUUGAUUGGAAACGGGGUGUCCUCAUACCGACACAACCAAACCCCAGUCACGGUCCGCGUCUUGCAUUUCUGUCUUCACAACACCUGAUAGCUCCGAACACCCUUGACAACUCCCUGGACGUUCUUUGCUUCGGAGCAUCGGAGACACCGGAUCGGCGCGCUUUCCCUGCAGCUCCGGAAACAUCGCACAUUUUCUUCGCAUUCAACACUUCAUACGGCGGCUAUGGUGCCGCCGGCACGAAGCACCAUGUACUCGCGAUUCGCCCGGCACCCUUGAUUCAAAUUAUUGGUGCAUGUACCGCCGGCGGCAACCGCACGAUCGCAUGGGCGGAUUGGGGCCCAAGAUGUGCUGGCUGGCUGGAUGCUGCUCGGCAAACAACCACUUGUUUGGCCAGCUGCGGCGCGCGCGGGGUCCGUUACGCGCCGGACAUUGGCUUGCGAGACCUCGACGGACCACCACAAAGCCCUUCUCGCCUGCAGUUGCUUGACUUUGGCGAGCGGGCGGUGGCCGCCGCACGGAGAAAGCAGAAGUCUAAUCAGUUCAUCGACCAGGACUCGGAGUUGAAACCUCCUGUCAUUGUCGAACCCAGUGCACUCAUAUUCGGGGAACCUGCGCCGGAUAGCAGCGAUCUGGCGCCUUUCGCAGAACCUGUCCGCUCGGAAGUGGCCUACGUUCAAAUAACCUCGAAGGAGCGGUAUGAGUUUGAAGACGUAGUCUUGACGGAUGAAUGUAUUAUAGGUCGGAAGCAGAAUCUGGACUCUGAGCAGGGGAGGGAAACACUCGACGUGCUAUUUUUCGGGUAG
Messenger RNA from Mycena indigotica, 1563 nucleotides. RefSeq lists its product as uncharacterized. NCBI's taxonomy places the organism in Eukaryota, Fungi, Basidiomycota, Agaricomycetes, Agaricales, Mycenaceae. The coding region runs from base 1 to 1563 and encodes 520 amino acids. The transcript has 5 exons. The record is from RefSeq and is a predicted model, not a curated record.